This is a messenger RNA of Oldenlandia corymbosa var. corymbosa, 1769 nucleotides long. The record is from the annotation of a GenBank genome assembly. Lineage: Eukaryota; Viridiplantae; Streptophyta; Magnoliopsida; Gentianales; Rubiaceae.
ACUUUAUAUAUCUUCUCUAGUUCAUCAGGGAGUACGCGACCAGGAAUGAAAAUGGAUAGCCUCGUUAUUUUUAUUCUUUCUUUCAUCUUUCCUACAUUUUUCAUCAUCUGGGCCGUUGUUAUUAGAUGUUUUGCAUCAAAAAGAUCCAAAAAUCGUCCUCCGGGACCAACACCGUUGCCGAUUAUCGGAAACCUCCAUUUACUAGACCAACAGCUUCACAAGUCACUAGCAAAGCUGGCCAAAAUUCACGGCCCUAUUAUGAGUUUACAAUUCGGUCAAAUAUCAACCGUGGUGGUUUCUUCCUCGGCAUUUGCCAAACAAGUCCUCCAAAAACAUCAUUUAGAUUUCUCCAGCAGAUUAAUGCCCGACGCCGUCCGUGCUCAUGAUCAUUUCCGGUAUUCCGUCGCGUGGCUUCCGGCUGCCGGCUCCGACUGGAGAAGCCUUCGCAGGAUCAUGAACUCUUACAUGUUUUCGGCCAACCGGCUGGAUUCUCAUCGCCGGAAAAUAUCUGAAAAGGUUCAAGAACUUAUUGAAUACUGCAGAAAGAACUGUGAAACCGGCAAGGCGGUGGAUAUCGGCCAGGCCGCCUUUACAACUUCCCUAAACUUGCUCUCCGACAUCAUGUUCUCGGAGGACCUAACCGACCCUUCGACCGAUUCGGCGAAAGAAUUCAAGGAUCUGGUGUGGAACAUGAUGGUGGAGGCGAGUAGGCCUAACGUGGUUGAUUUCUUCCCCGUACUUAAAACGUUUGAUCCUCAAGGUGUACGGCGUCGCAUGACUAGUCAUUUCGGUAGGGUCCUUGAGAUGUUUCGAGGUUUGAUAAGUGACAGAUUAACAAUGGUAAAGAACAAAGAAUGUGCAGGUUCCAAAAGGAUGGAUGUGCUGGAUGACUUGCUUGAUUUGUGUAAAGAAUCUCCAAUGGAGAUCGACAGAAAUCUGAUCGAGCAUUUGUUCUUGGACUUAUUUAUUGCUGGAACAGACACAACUUCAAGUACAUUAGAGUGGGCAAUGGCAGAACUACUAAAAAAUCCAUCAACCUUGAAGACAGCUCAAGCCGAAAUUAAAGAAGCCAUUGGAGGAAGAGGCAAACAAAUAGAGGAAACUAACCUACCUCACUUGCCUUACUUGCAAUGUAUAGUGAAAGAAACCUUAAGAAUGCAUCCACCGGUUCCGAUAAUUCCCCGGAAAGUGGAUUCCGAUGUUGAGGUUUGUGGCUACGUUGUUCCAGCCGGAUCGCAAGUUCUAGUGAACGCAUGGGCCGUCGGCCGAGAUGAAUCCGUUUGGGAGGAUGCGUUGGUGUUUAAGCCGGAAAGGUCCAUGGAAUGUGAUAGUUUUAUUAUCCGUCCGGACCGGGAUUUUGAGUUGGUUCCGUUUGGCGCUGGUCGAAGAAUUUGUCCUGGAUUUUCAUUGGCCAUGAGGAUUAUUCCGGUCGCACUCGGUUCAAUGAUAAAUGUGUUUGAUUGGAAACUUGAAGAUGGGAAUGAGCUGAAAGAAGAGUUAAACAUGGAAGAGAAGUUUGGCAUUACGCUGAGGAAGGCACAUCCUCUUCGGGCUAUUCCAAUAGCUAUCUAAGAUGCACAUAUAUAGUUCUUUUGAGUAGUGUAUUAUCCCCGCUUUAUUUUCCCUCCUUAUUUUUUUUCUGUAAAAUGUCGUGAUUUUCAAACGCAACUUACUGAGAUGUUAAGAGGAGCUCCUACACAUAUAUACAUGUAUAAUGUAUCAUUUCAUUUUGGAGCCUAUUUCUCUAUUAGACUAAGCAAUUGGCCUAC